Molecule: messenger RNA, 534 nt
Organism: Nannizzia gypsea CBS 118893
Lineage: Eukaryota; Fungi; Ascomycota; Eurotiomycetes; Onygenales; Arthrodermataceae
Exons: 3
Coding region: 1-534 (177 amino acids)
Cellular component (GO): nucleus; cytoplasm
Molecular function (GO): ATP hydrolysis activity; AMP kinase activity; ATP binding
Source: RefSeq, a predicted model, not a curated record
AUGAGAACCUCACCCAAUAUAAUCAUCACCGGAACUCCCGGAGUGGGGAAGACUGUUCACUGCGAGCAGCUGGCGCAAGAGACAGAGCUGAAGCAUUUGUCAAUAAACCAAGUCGCAAAAGAACGGGGAUGCUAUGAUGGCUUUGAUGAGAAGCUAAAAAGCCAUAUCGUUGAUGAGGAUAAGCUGCUUGACGAGAUUGAGGCCGAUGUAUUACAAGGAGGAUACCUUAUUGACUGGCAUGCGUGCGAUUUAUUCCCAAAAUCCUGGAUUGACCUUGUAGUGGUUCUAAGAUGCCCAUCAACGGCUAUUCACUACGAUAGACUGGCAGCAAGAUCUUAUUCAGAGGAAAAGCUCCAAGAAAACCUUGACGCCGAGAUCUUCGGGGUGCUGCUUGAGGAGGCCAGGGAAGCUUAUGACGAGGAGAUAGUGGUUGAGCUUGAAAGCGAGACAGACGAUGCCAUCGAGAGCAACUGCCAGAGGAUAAAAUCGUGGAUAGAUUCCUGGAAGCAAUCGCAUGCCACAGCGUCAGACUGA